Molecule: messenger RNA, 1796 nt
Organism: Peromyscus leucopus (white-footed mouse)
Lineage: Eukaryota; Metazoa; Chordata; Mammalia; Rodentia; Cricetidae
Gene: Rab33b
Product: RAB33B, member RAS oncogene family
Exons: 3
Coding region: 104-793 (229 amino acids)
Biological process (GO): Rab protein signal transduction
Cellular component (GO): endosome; Golgi apparatus
Molecular function (GO): GTPase activity; GTP binding
Source: RefSeq, a predicted model, not a curated record
AGUCCGGAGUGCCGCAGACAGAGGUCCCCCAGGCGGACCUUCCGUGCUGCACUCCAGCCAGGGAGCGCCGGCCGGCCUUUGCAGCUCGGAGGGAGUCGGGAGGAUGGCUUCGGACAUGGAGUCGUCCCUGGAGGUCAGCUUCUCGUCCAGCUGUGCGGUGUCAGGGGCGCCCGGGUGUCUGCCUCCCGCCCGCUCCCGCAUCUUCAAGAUCAUCGUGAUCGGCGACUCGAACGUGGGCAAGACGUGCCUGACUUACCGCUUCUGCGCCGGCCGCUUCCCCGACCGCACCGAGGCCACCAUCGGGGUGGACUUCCGAGAGCGAGCCGUGGAGAUCGAUGGCGAGCGGAUCAAGAUCCAGCUGUGGGACACUGCAGGGCAAGAACGGUUCAGGAAGAGCAUGGUUCAGCACUACUACAGGAAUGUGCAUGCUGUCGUCUUCGUCUAUGACAUGACCAACAUGGCCAGCUUCCACAGCCUGCCAUCUUGGAUCGAGGAAUGCAAACAACACCUGCUGGCAAGUGACAUACCUCGCAUUCUGGUUGGAAACAAAUGUGACUUGAGAAGCGCCAUUCAGGUGCCCACAGACUUGGCACAGAAGUUUGCUGACACACACAGUAUGCCUUUGUUUGAGACCUCUGCUAAAAAUCCCAAUGAUAAUGACCACGUAGAAGCUAUAUUUAUGACACUGGCUCAUAAGCUGAAGAGCCACAAGCCGUUGAUGCUCAGCCAACCACCUGAUAACAGAAUUAGCCUGAAACCGGAAACAAAGCCUGCGGUGCCGUGCUGGUGCUAGGUCGCAGGUAUGGCCGUCCCGGGGCUGACCGGAGGGACGCUUCUGAUAAGUGUGAUUAAGUCUGUAAGAUUAAAUCUGAAAUACAACGGAGCCUCCUGUUCUUGGCGUUGCUGUGCUGCCUUUUGUAUUCUGCAUCCUCUUAACAAGUUUGUCACCAUGACAACGCAGGGAGAGGGCCCGUGUACAGCGGGAUGAGCCAGGCGGUCUUUCCGGUGCAGCCUGGUGAAGCCCAAGUGUCCCUGGACCAUCGAAGAAAUGCUGUGUAGAGCUGAAGGCAAAUGACGAGCUACUAAGGUGCUUUUAUUUUUCCUUGGCAUCUAAGCACUAAAAACUAAUCAGAGGGAUCCAGACAGUUCUGACGGGAGUUUAUUUUAGCCAUGACCUUUAAUUGAAAUAUCAGAUCUUUACCAAGCUGGGUCCUGGUGCCCCCUGUCCUCUGCUCCUAGACAGUUGGGCUGACUCGGGGCUGGAUUCAGUCAGCAUCCAUAUGGCGGAGAGCUGAGAGCACGCCUCGAGUUGCUGAGCCUACAUGUAUUCCUGUAAUAGUGUCGUUGGGUCAGUUUUUCUAAAUGGCCACAAACUGUUCCUUGGUAUGAAAAAAUGAAUUCAAUAUUGAAAAAUUUCUUGCCUGUCCCUCAGUGGUAAAAGAAAUAGUUAAAAAAAUUUUUUUUUGCCCUAAAUACUUUUAGUUUGAAUUUAAGACUUUGCACAAAGAAAAUAGCACGUUUGCAUAUGAAGCUGUUUGCAGAAUGGAGUGUAAGGCAUGUUUAGCCUAAGCGUGCACAUCCUCAUUUUGACAGCUUGCAGCCCUGGGCAGUUUUAGAGAAAAUUAUGCCAAAAUAGAUUUUACGUAAAUAUUUUCAGAAUGUGGGAAAUAAAGGUACUCUGACCUAGUUUCAGAUUUUUGUUUCAUUGUUCUGAAGGUCCCAAUUGGAAAAUUCAGUUACAAAUGCAAACUUUUUCUACUUAAUAAAAACUAAAUGAAAAUAAAACUUUUAAGAAA